This is a messenger RNA of Gopherus flavomarginatus (Mexican gopher tortoise), 2486 nucleotides long. Its product is annotated as B-cell receptor CD22-like. Lineage: Eukaryota; Metazoa; Chordata; Testudines; Testudinidae. The transcript has 9 exons. Gene Ontology annotation, biological process: cell surface receptor signaling pathway. Gene Ontology annotation, molecular function: transmembrane signaling receptor activity. Bases 435 to 1901 code for a protein of 488 amino acids. The record is from RefSeq and is a predicted model, not a curated record.
ACAUGGGCUAGUGGGUUAUCUGCCAUAGCCCACUGCCUCCCUGGUUACUGUCUGUGUUGAGAUCGGACUGGGCUCCCAGAAGCUAACGCAGCCCCAGGGCCAGGGUGCGAGUGUCACAGCUGUGCCCAUCGGGGCUGCCAGCUGAACCCCAAUUUCCAUAAUCCUGGGCCUGACCUGGGGACACAAACCUGUCAAACCUCCACAGGAUCACUGGGAAUUCUGAAGUAAUCAACAGAUUGAAUAUGUGACUCCUACAUCGGGCUCCAGGUGUGACUAGAUCCAAGAUCUCCUGCCUUAGCCCCGGCCUCGCUAUGGAACUCGUAGCCUUUCUGGGACACCCUUUGUGCUAAAACCCUUUUCAUAGGAACCUUUCCCGGGCCGAGAUCUGGUUCCCUUUUCUUGUAGGCCCCACGUCAGUGUUCACCCGGGAGGAGAUGGAGGCCCUGCUGCUGCUGGCCCUCUCCAUCCUGACCGGUGCUGGCUGCCAGGACUGGGGGGUGACCCUGCCCGCGGGCCCCCUGGCUGGAUGGAGCGGCUCACGCCUGACAAUCCCUUGCUCUUACACCUACCCCGAGGGGCAGCUCGUCAAAGCCGUGACCUGGAGCCGGGACAAGGAGAGAAUUGUGCGACUCACCGCAACAGCGGGGCAGGGCUAUGACAAGGCCAAGCGCGCCCAGUUCCUGGGGGACCUGCAGCACGACUGCACCCUGCAACUCAGCCCGCUGGCACUCGGAGAUGCAGGCACCUACUCCUUUGAGUUCCAGACCCAAAGCCAAAGCUGGAGAAGCCCCCGAGCUGUGUGCCUCACGGUGUUAGAACAUCACUGCAGGGUCCAACAAGGCAUCUCUAGGAGCCCUGGAGUCCUGAGUGGCAGCAUGGAUUGCUCCAUCUCCGAGCGCUGUCCCUUCUCCGGCCUGUAUUGGUACGACGGAGCCGGCGCGCGGAUCCCGCAGGAAACUGGCAAAAGCAAAAGUAGUCUGAGCAUGCGCAUCAUCUGGCAGCACCGGGGGGCAGUGCUGGAGUGCCGGGUGUGGGGCUACCGGAAUAGGUGCCUCCCCAAAGGUUCCCAGCCCCCCGCCACCGGCCGGCCCCACCGCCUGAAGGUCCUGGUGGACACGGACAGCCCAGGCCCGAUCAGGGAGGGCGACUCGUUCACGCUGAGAUGCGUGGGGGAAAGCGAGUCGCUGUACCAGGUCUACUUCUGGAUUCACAACUACGAGGACCUGUAUGGGAGCCCCUCUCUGCAGAUUGAAGAGGCAACCUUGUUUCACGGGGGCAAUUACACCUGCAUGAAGUGGGUCUCCGACAUAGGGCGUGCCUACCUGGCCAUAUCCCCCACCACCUAUGUGUCCAUCCUUGCCCCCCCUGUGGUGCAUGUGGUGGCCACCCCAGGCCCUCAUCGCCGCACUGGGGAACCUCUGUCCCUGACGUGCCGGCUGGACACCAGCGCCUAUGGCGGAUUGAGCUUCUCCUGGUACAAGGAUGGCGAGCGGCUGGAGUGGGCACAGGUGGAACUGGCUUUCACGGGUAUCCAGGUGGCUGAUGGGGGAGAAUAUCAGUGUGAGGUGCACAACACCCUAGGGAAAUCCACCUCCCUGCCGCUCACCAUCACUGUUGUGUAUGGCAGUGACUGGUACCAGCUGAGCCCUGGCUCCAUGGCAGGUUUCGGAGCAGGGGUCCUGCUGCUCUUCCUCCUGAGCAGCCUCGGGAUUUAUUGUCUGGCCAGGAGAAUCCGCCAACGGAAAGAACUGGGGGGGAGUCUGCAGGGGGACAGCAGAGAGGACCCCAGUGCCCCACAGAGAGACUCGCUCUAUGAGGAAAUCCCAUGUGCCGGGGAGAUUCCCUGCCCCUCGGACGACGAUGACGACUAUUAUAACAGCCCCAAGGACUAUUGUAACUGAGAUCCCUGCCGUUCACAGUCCCCUCUGCGCCACUGCAACCCGGAUCUUGAUAAGAGUCCACUGCUCACGCCCCAGGCAGUGUUCACCCUCCUCCAUGAGCUGGGGAAACCCACGAGAACCCACGCAUCCUAACUCCCAGCCCUUCUUCCGCCUCGCAGCAGAGCCGAGCCCCAGGGCAGGCCCCACUUGGGCCACGGGAACUGGGCAUUUCUGGGGCAGUUUAAUUGUAGCUUUGAUUUUCCAGGCUGUGUUGGCUUUCGGGAGGCAGGUCAGCCUAGGAGAUAGAGAACAGAACUGGGAGAGAGGCGAACUGGGGUCUGCCUGCCCAUGGGCAACUCACAGCCCUGCUCCGUGUCUCAGUUUCCCUGUCUGUGCAAGAGGGGUAAUGAUCCUGUCCUCUGUGUGUAGCACUUGCAGAUCUCUGGCCGGAAAGCACCAGACACGGGCAGGGUGUCGUUACUGACCCCACUGCUGUUUUCUUUCAGUUCCAGCCCCUUUCUCAGCUUUAACACAGUUUUCGUCAGGGAAUUGCCUUUGUUUUGUUUCUUGUUAUUGGAUAAUAAAGUGGUUUUCCAAAACCAUGAA